AUGGUCCCUGAAGGUUCAUGUGAGGAACUUGACAAGAGAAAUGCUGAAAGUCACAAUGUUACCAUUGUUGAAGCAAAAAAGCUACAUGGAUUCCAAAAUCCUAAUGACUGGCUGUACUUCUUACCAAAAGGCCUAACUACAGACAUUGUCAUUGGUGUGGGUGAGAGACUUUGCAAAAUGGCGCAAAUAUUUAAGGAACUUCACCACUGCAAAAGUAUUUUUGUUGGUUGUGAUUCUUUUGAAGAAAGCUUCUCUAGAGAUGCAGAAUUAAGAGAUGCCCAGGCUAAGAUGGAAGAUGAAUGCCUAGGAAAAAGCAAUGUUCAGCCUAUGAUGCAAAUGGCUGAUCUUCCAGUUGCUGUUGGACCAAAGAUAGCUGACACACUUUCUGUUUCCCUCUCUCGUCAAGGAAAAGAAGUUUUCAAGUUGACUCCAGGUAUACUCAGUGAAUUUGCUGAUGUCACACAAACCCUUUGUGAUAGGGAAAAGUUUCGUAUCCUAAUGGCAGGUCAUGGCCACCCCAGGUAUUUUUACAAAGAAGAACUUGAAAUUGUUGCAAAAGCAGUUGCUGGGUUGAAGGACAGAUCCUAUCAGAUUAUUUUAGUUGGUGCUGCUAAAGGAGAACAUAGGGGAUUUAUUGAGAAAUUUCAUGAAUGUGGUGUACCCAAACAUCAGCUGAUCAUUCGAAGCCCUCCAAAAGAUGAAGAAGAAAUGAAAAGGUGGCUCUGUGAAGCAGACCUUGCCAUUGCGCCCUCAGGUGAACAAGGAUUUGGAAUGUUUGGUCUUAUAGCCUUGUCAUCUGGCCUCCCUAUCCUGGUACAUGGUGCAUCAGGACUUGGUGAAGCCUUGACAGAUGUCCCUGGUGGUUUGUCAUCCAUUGUGGAGUCAGAGGAUGUCACUGUGUGGUCCAAGGCAAUUAAGAAGGUCAGGAACAAAGUUAGGGAAAGCACGGCUUGA
This is a messenger RNA of Pocillopora meandrina, 954 nucleotides long. Lineage: Eukaryota; Metazoa; Cnidaria; Anthozoa; Scleractinia; Pocilloporidae. The record is from the annotation of a GenBank genome assembly.